Pseudopipra pipra is the source of this 3032-nucleotide messenger RNA. It is a transcript of the gene ANAPC2, whose product is annotated as anaphase promoting complex subunit 2. The record is from RefSeq and is a predicted model, not a curated record. Gene Ontology annotation, cellular component: anaphase-promoting complex. Lineage: Eukaryota; Metazoa; Chordata; Aves; Passeriformes; Pipridae. Gene Ontology annotation, molecular function: ubiquitin protein ligase binding. Gene Ontology annotation, biological process: ubiquitin-dependent protein catabolic process; protein K11-linked ubiquitination; metaphase/anaphase transition of mitotic cell cycle. Bases 16 to 2766 code for a protein of 916 amino acids. The transcript has 13 exons.
GCCUCGGUCUCGGCGAUGGUGCGGUCGAUGUUGGCGCGGGCUGCCCGGAGCCCCGCCAGGCUCUCGCUGGUGUCGGCCAAGCGCCGGGCCAGCGCCGCCAUCCGCGCCUGCAGCCGGGCCCGCUCCGCCUCCUCCGCCCGGAUCCGCCCGCUCAGCUCGUCCCGCCGGGCGCGGAGCUCCGCCAGCCCUGCGGGGCGGCACCGACCGUCACACGGGCCCGGCCCGGCCCCCGGCCCUGCCCCGCCCGGCCCCGCUCACCCUUCCGCAGCGCCCGGCGCUGCCCCCGCAGCGCGGCCCCGGCCCCGCUCAUCGCCGCUCCGCCCCUUCCUGCGGCCCGGCCCGGCCCGCAUGGAGCUCUCGGCCGCCUGGCACACGCUCAGCACCGCGCUGGUGCCGCCCGCCGCCCUGGGGCUGGCAGCCCCGAGGCCCGAGGCUGCGGGGCCGCUGCAGGAUGCGGAGCUCCGGGCGGCCCUGGAGGUGCUGCAGUGCUAUGACCUGCACUCGGUGGUGGAGGAGUGGUUCAUCGAGGUGCUGCAGACAGACCUGCAGGCAAAUAUCGGCCCCGAGUUCUGGAAGUGUGUCAUCCAGUAUGAGAACUCGGCCGAGGAGCCCCAGUGUGCCGCGCUCCUCCUGGACGCCUUCAGUCGGCUCAAGAGUCGCCUGGAGCCCUACCUGAACAGCCUGGAGCUCCUGGAGGAGUGGACCAAGGCGGGCCUGCUCCUGGGCACAGGCGCUCAGACGCUGCGAGAGAAGGUCUACACCAUGUUCAAGGCUAUCCUCUUCUUCACCACGACCAAAUCCUUCCAGGAAAUGAUCCAGCAGUUCUACAGCCGCACUUUCAGGAUCUACAUGCGGCAGUGGAAGAAGGGAGAGGAUGGAACGACUGAGUGUGAGAGCAGCAUGAGUGAGACCGAGCAGGAGAGCGACACGGAGGAGGGUGGAGGAGAGGGCUCGCUGUGCCCAGGCUGCAGCAGCAAGAGGGAGCAGUGCUGGUGCCCCGAAGCCAUGGAGCAGUUUCAGCAGCUCAAUGACAUCCUGCGCCGGCUGAAUUUGCUGGAGAGGGUGAGUGCUGAUGCUGUCACCACCAUCCUGCACAGGAUGAUCGAGGAGAGGAUGGAGCAGCGGUGCCGGGGGGAGUACGAGCACUCCUUCCUCAAUGAGUUCCAGGAGUGGAUUGAGAAGGUGAUUGGCUGGCUCAGCAGGGUGUUCCUGCAGGAUGGGCCCUUGGCACGCUCCUCCCCAGAAGCCAGCAGCACCCUGAAACGCUGGAGGUGCCACGUCCAGAGGUUCUUCUACCGCAUCUACGCCAGCAUGCGCAUCGAGGAGCUCUUCAGCAUCAUCCGAGAUUUCCCGGAGUCGAAGCCGGCUGUGGAGGACCUCAAGUUCUGCCUGGAAAGGACUAACCAGAGGCAGCAGCUGCUCAGCUCCCUGAAAAGUGCUCUGGAAAUGCGACUUCUGCAUCCUGGAGUCAACACAUCCGACAUCAUCACUCUCUAUAUCUCGGCCAUCAAGGCCUUGCGGGAGCUGGAUCCUUCCAUGGUUAUCCUGGAGGUUGCCUGUGAGCCCAUCAGGAAGUACCUGAGGACUCGGGAUGACACGGUGCGCCAGAUCGUGGCCGGUCUCACCGGGGACGCCGAGGGCUCUGGUGACCUGGCAAAUGAGCUCUCCAAAGCUGACCCAGUGACCUUGGAGAACGGCCAGGAGAGCGAUGAUGACAUCUCAGAGCCAGGGGACUGGGUUCCUGACCCAGUUGAUGCAGAUCCAGGAAAAUCGAGCUCCAAGCGUCGUUCCUCAGACAUCAUCAGCCUGCUGGUGAGCAUCUAUGGCAGCAAGGACCUGUUCAUCAACGAGUACCGCACGCUUCUGGCCGACCGGCUGCUGCAUCAGUUCAGCUACAGUCCUGAGAGGGAAAUCCGCAACGUGGAGCUGCUGAAGCUGCGGUUUGGUGAAGCUCAGAUGCACUUUUGUGAAGUCAUGUUAAAAGACAUGGCUGACUCGCGGCGCAUCAACACCAACAUUCGGGAUGAGGAGGAGAAGCUCCCGGAGGAGGAGAGGCCCCCGUUCAACCUCAUCGCCAUUAUCCUGUCCAACGAGUUCUGGCCACCGCUGAAAGAGGAGAAGUUGGAACUUCCAGAGCAGAUCAAGGAAGUCAUGGAAGCCUAUUCCAAGAAGUAUGAGAAGUUAAAGGCCAUGAGGACCCUGAACUGGAAGUACCACCUGGGGCUGGUGAGCCUGGAUGUGGAGCUGGCCGACCGCACCCUGUCCCUCUCCGUCUCUCCCAUUCACGCCGCCAUCAUUCUGCACUUCCAGACCAGGAGCACCUGGACGCUGACGGAGCUGAGUGAGGUGCUCAAGGUGCCCGUGACGUCGCUGAAGCGCAAGAUGACGCUGUGGCUGCAGCAGGGUGUCCUGAGGGAAGAGCCUGAGGGCACCUUCACUGUGAUCGAGGAGGAGCAGAAGGACCAGGUGGAGAAGGUCGUUCUGAUCGACAGUGACGAGGAGGGGGACUCUGCCAUGGCCUCACAGGCCGACCAGAAGGAGGAGGAGCUGCAGCUGUUCUGGACGUACAUCCAGGCCAUGCUGACCAAUUUGGAGAGCCUGUCCCUGGAGAGGAUUCACAGCAUGCUGAAGAUGUUUGUGAUGACAGGCCCCGUGGUGGCCGAGAUCGAUAUCCAGGAGCUGCAGGGUUUCCUCCAGAAGAAGGUCCGGGACCAGCAGCUCAUUUUCUCAGGAGGGGUCUAUCGCCUGCCCAAGAACUGCAACUAGACUGGCAGUGUCCCUGCUGCCCCCUCACCACCCCUGCCCUGUGCCUGUGCUCCACUCUGGAGGGUCACCAGAGUGUCACCAGCUCUUGUUGUGCUGCUGGGGGGUUUCUGUGCUCUGGGGGUUUGCUGUGCCCCCUUCCCCACAGCAGCAGCCUGGGCUGUGCACCCCACAACCUCUGGGCCUGCUCCCCACAUUCCUUCCUGCUGAAUGUCAGUGCCUGGGCCCACUUCACUGGUUAAUAAAGAACAGUAGUCUUCUUUUUCCAA